Molecule: messenger RNA, 2403 nt
Organism: Camelina sativa (false flax)
Lineage: Eukaryota; Viridiplantae; Streptophyta; Magnoliopsida; Brassicales; Brassicaceae
Product: DEAD-box ATP-dependent RNA helicase 6-like
Molecular function (GO): ATP binding; RNA helicase activity; nucleic acid binding
Source: RefSeq, a predicted model, not a curated record
AAAAAAACGGGAAAUCAAUAAAAUAAAAAAACAACGAAACGACUCCGGCGGCGAGUGUUUGUGUCUCUGUGUUUUGUAUCUUUCCUUCACUUUCUCAGUAAACCAGACGACAAAUUUUCCCGAGAAAAAUUAUUAUUUCUCUUCUUCAAUUAUUCUCUUUUUUUUUGUUUUUGUGUGGAUUAGUUGUUCCGAUCUUACCUUGGAGAGUUUGAAUCAAUCAUCUCCAUUACGAGUUGUUGUUUUUAAGCCAGCCUCUUACUAUUUUCUUUUGAGCUGUUGAAGAUUUAUUGUUCUUAGUAAAAUUAGGGUUCUCUCUCUGUUGUGUAUAAUUUGGAGAUCGGAUUUGUGUGAUGAAUAAUAAUAACAAUAAUAGUAGAGGAAGAUUUCCUCCGGGGAUUGGAGCGGCGGGUCCUAAUUUUCAGUCACGGACUCCGAAUCCUAACCCGCCUCAGCAACCUCAAGAGUACCUUCAGUCACGUUCUCCGUUUCCCCAGCAACCUCAAACUCAACCUCCACAGUUUCUCCAGUCUCAACCUGAUGCUCACCAGUUCGUUCAACGGUCUUACCCACAGACCAAUCCUCAGCAGAUUCAACAGCCACAACAACAAUGGUCUGGAGGACGCGCUCAGCUAUUUAGUGAUCCGAGUUACGUUGAUGAAGUCGAGAAGACGGUUCAAUCUGAAGCUAACAACGAUUCUAAUACUCAAGACUGGAAGGCAACCUUAAAGCUGCCUCCACGAGAUGAGCGUUACCAGACAGAGGAUGUGACUGCCACUAAAGGAAAUGAAUUUGAAGAUUACUUUUUGAAGAGAGAUUUGCUUAGAGGAAUUUACGAAAAAGGUUUUGAAAAGCCUUCACCUAUUCAGGAAGAAAGCAUCCCUAUUGCAUUGACUGGCAGUGAUAUUCUUGCUAGAGCCAAAAAUGGGACUGGCAAGACUGGUGCCUUCUGCAUUCCCACCCUUGAGAAAAUUGAUCCAGAGAACAAUGUCAUUCAAGCUGUGAUUCUCGUUCCAACCCGAGAGCUGGCCCUUCAGACAUCACAGGUUUGUAAGGAGCUUUCCAAAUAUCUAAACAUUGAGGUUAUGGUCACCACUGGUGGUACCAGUCUGAGAGAUGAUAUCAUGCGUUUAUAUCAACCUGUACACUUGCUGGUUGGAACUCCUGGAAGAAUAUUAGAUCUUUCCAAAAAGGGUGUGUGUGUUUUGAAAGAUUGUACCAUGCUUGUAAUGGAUGAGGCCGACAAGCUUUUGUCUGUAGAAUUUCAACCUUCCAUAGAGGAGUUGAUACAGUUCUUGCCAGAAAACCGUCAGAUUCUGAUGUUUUCGGCUACAUUUCCUGUCACUGUGAAGUCCUUCAAGGAUCGAUAUCUCAGGAAGCCUUACAUUAUCAAUCUCAUGGAUCAGCUCACACUUGUGGGUGUUACCCAAUAUUAUGCUUUUGUCGAAGAGAGACAGAAGGUGCACUGUCUGAAUACACUAUUCUCUAAGCUCCAAAUAAACCAAUCCAUUAUCUUUUGCAACUCUGUCAAUCGUGUGGAGCUGUUGGCCAAGAAAAUCACAGAACUCGGUUACUCAUGCUUCUAUAUCCAUGCUAAGAUGGUUCAAGAUCAUCGGAACAGGGUUUUCCAUGAUUUCCGCAAUGGUGCUUGCAGAAACCUUGUUUGCACUGAUUUGUUUACACGUGGGAUUGACAUUCAAGCUGUGAAUGUUGUCAUAAAUUUUGAUUUUCCUAGGACUUCUGAGUCCUAUCUACACAGGGUAGGCAGAUCGGGAAGAUAUGGACACCUUGGGUUGGCUGUGAAUCUGGUAACUUAUGAGGACCGCUUCAAAAUGUAUCAAACUGAGCAAGAACUUGGAACUGAAAUCAAGCCAAUACCUUCACUUAUCGACAAGGCAAUCUACUGUCAGUAACUUCUACCUGGUGCACAUACUCCACCCGGCAAGGCAUUGAUGGAUUAACCGUGUUCAGGUGUAUUGAGGAGGCAAAUCAUUCACCUUUGGCAGCCACGAUCUCGUUCCAGAUAUGGAGGCAACACAGAGCAAUGUACCGAGGCAAGAAGAGACAGUAUAGGUGGUUGAUGGCGAUGGAAGCGUUUGGUUUUAGCUAAACCUUCAAAGCAGUACUGGCUUGGUUUGGUUUGGUUCGAGGACUUCUUCUGCUGCAUGAUAUGAACCUUUAAGCUGCCCUUCUCUCAUUUUCAUAUUCUAAGAACCCUUUGACUUUGGGUUUGGGUGUUUUCUGACUUAUCUUGGUUUCUUUUGUUUUAAGACUUGAAGACGUAGGAAGGAAUUUCAUAGUAAGAUCAAAUCGAAGAAGACAUUUUUUUACUUCAUUCUCUUGCUUAUUACUCCUAGAUCCACCUGUGUCUUCAGCGUUGUCUGAUCUAUUAAGGGUUUUACUUGA